Lactuca virosa is the source of this 219-nucleotide messenger RNA. The record is from the annotation of a GenBank genome assembly. Lineage: Eukaryota; Viridiplantae; Streptophyta; Magnoliopsida; Asterales; Asteraceae.
AUGAUUCCCAUGAGAACCAGAUACAAACCUCUGAAUUCAAUUUUUCGUCUUUCGCAAUCCGACGAGAGUGAGGAGAGAGAGAAACAGGAAAAGAAUUGGAUCAAACUUUUUCUGCUUUCUUUCUCUUCCUUCGUCAACCAAGCUUCGUUGGAUUGGUUCUCCUUUUCUUCCAUCGUAAUCGGCUUCAAAUUUAUGAUUAUGGGAAAUUGGAUUGGGUGA